AUGCUUACCGUCUUACAGAUCAAGGCCAUCGACACGGUCGACGGCCUGACACCCGACCUGAAGCUUUCUGAGUCGCCACACUGCCCUGACGAAGGCGACAAGGAUACCUCUAAGUCGAAGGUCGACGCCGGCUUCUUCCGUCUGACUUGCGUGCCUACGGAUGGAAGGCCCCACUGGGCAGAUCAAAUUGUCCCUGUCGAGUUCAAGUCACACAAGACGGAGAACGAUCCAUACGACGACCGGUCCGAGGACUCCCCGGAUGCAGACGCCAUCAAGCGCAAGGAGGUCCGCGGCCAGCUCAUUGACUACGCCGAAGAGGUGUUCCGUUACCAGCACCGCACCGAGGUCUACAUGCUGCUCAUCAUGGGGCAGCGUUUCCGCUUCCUGCGCUGGGACAGGUCAGGUACGGUUGUCACGCCGGCCACUAACUACUACCAGAAUCCAGACGUGCUUUGCGAGAUGCUGUGGCGCAUGUCGUUGCUGGACGACACGCAGCUUGGUCUGGACCCGACGGCCAUCCGCAUCCGCCCGGACAUGCCCGACUUCGAUAAAAUGAACGAGGCGGCCAUCCCCCACCCCUCCGAUAUCGAUCACGCGGAGCGCACCUUCCCCGCCGAUUUUGUCAUUUCGGACGACUUCGUCUUUCGCUACGUCCGCAAGGGCUUUGCGGAGUCACUCGGUGCCGAAUGGCCCCGGUAUCGUCUGGAGGUCCCGGACGGAGACUCGGUACGGUCUUUCCUCGUGGGGAAGCCUACCUUUCGGGCGUCCGGUAUGGCCGGUCGCGGGACGCGUGGCUACAUCGCCCUCGACUGCAAGACCCAACAAUUCGUCUGGCUGAAGGACGCAUGGCGUGCCUACUACGAUCUCGUCGACAAAGAGGGCGAUGUGCUGAUCCACCUGAACGAGACUGGUGUGCCGCAUGUGCCAACCGUCGUUUGCCACGGUGAUAUCCUUGAUCAGGCCACCAAAUCCCCUGAGUACUGGGACGACAAGAACGGCUCUACUGAUCAGUGCCCGCUCCGACGUCACAAACACUACCGACUCGUGGUCAAAGAAGUCUGUAUGCCGUUGGUGAAGUUCCAGAGCGGCCUGCAACUGCUGGAGAUAAUCUAUACUUGCGUUCGCGGUAUGUCCUAUGUCUUGCUUAUAAUCGUGCAUCGCGACGUCAGCGGAGGAAACAUCCUCAUACUUCCGUCCUUGAUGCCCGAUCCCAACACGAAGACAAUGGCAAUCAAGUGGCUCGGUCUUUUGGUCGACUGGGAACUGUCGAAACCCGUGCACGACAAACAAGGCACUCAGCCGCGUGCACGGCAACCCGAGCGCACUGGCACAUGGCAAUACAUGUCCGUUGCCACGCUGAAUGAACACACGAAGGUCGUCGAAACAUCCGACGAACUCGAAUCUUUCUUCCACGUAGUACUGUACUACUCCGUGCGGUACCUGGUCUCCAACUGCGCGGAUGUGAGCUGCUUCAUCAAGAACUUCUUCGACUCGUAUAACCUCAACAACCAUGAGUACCUCUGCGGCAAGACAAAGCGUGUAACUAUGACAACUGGCCAACUUCUCUUGGACGACUCUACGGACGAAGACCUCGCCUUCAGUUCCCCGCUGGAUGGGUUCUUCUCGAAGCUUCUCAAAUUGUUCAAGGCACACUACAUCGUGACGAAGUACGAUAAGUCUAAGCCCAAGAAGCCUCUACCGAAACCGCGCCUCUUCAUCCCUAUGCCACAGCCAAAAGCGAGUAUCGCCCAGUGGCUGAACGAUGAUAGCGACGAUGACGCUGAAACAUCCGAGGAGGACGAGGGAAUUGCCGGAGGUGACGACCCAAGCAUCGCCCCGGCGCAGCGUGCGCUCGCCGCCAAGGUCCAACGACACCAGUGUAUGCUGAAGGCCCUGAAGGCCGCAACGACGGCAGUUUGGCCGAAAGGAGAUCGGGUUAUUGGCGACAACGUGGAAUUGCAGAAGCUCAAGCCCGUGCCCGCAGUCGCCUCUAGCCAGGACCAGCCGACCGUGACAGGUCCCAACAAGAGACGCCGCACCGGCAAGACCCCCGUUUCCGCCCCCAUUCUCUCUAUCAACUCCGCGCCCCUUCCCUAG
Trametes versicolor FP-101664 SS1 is the source of this 2097-nucleotide messenger RNA. RefSeq lists its product as uncharacterized. The coding region runs from base 1 to 2097 and encodes 698 amino acids. The record is from RefSeq and is a predicted model, not a curated record. Lineage: Eukaryota; Fungi; Basidiomycota; Agaricomycetes; Polyporales; Polyporaceae. The transcript has 4 exons.